AUGACAGAUCAAAAUAUUGAAGAAUUAGAUUCAUCAGAAUUAGGUACUCUUGAUUAUUGGCAAAGAGUAUAUUCAGAAGAACUUGAUAAUUUUAAGGAACACGGAGACGUAGGUGAAAUAUGGUUUGGUAUAAAAAAUUCAUUAAAAAUUAUACAAUGCAUCAACAUGCAACUCAAAGUUAAUAAAGAUGAUAAAAUAAUUGAUAUAGGAUGUGGUAAUGGGAUGACAUUAAUUGAACUUGCACGAAAUGGUUUUAAAAAAUUGAUAGGUAUAGAUUAUUCACAAAAGGCAAUUGAAUUAGCUAAAGAAAUAUUGAAGGAAAAUAAUAUAUCACAUAUCAAUUUAAAAGUUUAUGACAUAUUAAAUACUGAAGAUUUUGAAUUGCCAAUGGAUUUUAAAUUAGCACAUGAUAAAGGAACAUAUGAUGCCAUUAGCUUACAUCCAGAGGAUUCUGCAUUAAAACGACAGAGCUAUAUAAAAAAUGUAUACAAAAUUCUAUUGCCUUCUGGAUAUUUAGUUUUAACUUCAUGCAAUUGGACAAAGGAGGAAAUAGAGAAACAUUUUCAAAAUUAUUUUCGUAUUUUACACGUGCUUCCUACUGAGACAUUCAUCUUUGGCGGGCAAAGUGGAAACACUGUAACACAAUUGGUUCUUCAAAAGAUAUAA
Habropoda laboriosa is the source of this 666-nucleotide messenger RNA. RefSeq names its product protein-lysine N-methyltransferase mettl10. The record is from RefSeq and is a predicted model, not a curated record. Bases 1 to 666 code for a protein of 221 amino acids. Gene Ontology annotation, molecular function: protein-lysine N-methyltransferase activity. The transcript has 4 exons. NCBI's taxonomy places the organism in Eukaryota, Metazoa, Arthropoda, Insecta, Hymenoptera, Apidae. Gene Ontology annotation, cellular component: cytoplasm. Gene Ontology annotation, biological process: peptidyl-lysine dimethylation; peptidyl-lysine monomethylation.